Hyla sarda is the source of this 5771-nucleotide messenger RNA. RefSeq names its product cell adhesion molecule 1 (gene CADM1). Bases 124 to 1503 code for a protein of 459 amino acids. The record is from RefSeq and is a predicted model, not a curated record. Gene Ontology annotation, molecular function: signaling receptor binding. Lineage: Eukaryota; Metazoa; Chordata; Amphibia; Anura; Hylidae. Gene Ontology annotation, biological process: detection of stimulus; cell recognition; susceptibility to natural killer cell mediated cytotoxicity. The transcript is spliced from 12 exons. Gene Ontology annotation, cellular component: synapse; neuron projection; plasma membrane.
CAGUAGGCGGGGACUGGAGGCGUGUCUUCCCGAGUUGUGUCGGCCCACUUUUGAAUGUAUUAGCAUCUGAUUAGCAUGUGAUUAUCGCCAAGCAGAGGCUGCAGAGUGAAGCAGGUGCCGAACAUGGCGAGUCAGCCCGGAGCCGCUCUCAGCCUCUUUCUCCUGAUCAGCGGGCUCCGAGCCGGAUUACUCCAGCAAGGGAGAAGUUCCAGUCUCCAUGGGUCCUCAGAAAACUUUCCCCUACCUGAUUCGUUCUAUGAGCAACUUCAGAGCUCUGGAGAGCGUCAGAAUCUUGAGACCGAGAAUGUGACGGUGGUGGAAGGAGAGGUUGCAACCAUAAGCUGCCGAGUCAAGAACAACGAUGAUUCUGUAAUCCAGCUGCUGAACCCCAACCGGCAAACCAUCUACUUCCGAGAUUUCAGACCCUUGAAGGACUCACGAUUCCAGCUGGUAAACUUCUCCAGUAGUGAAUUGAGGGUGUCGCUAACAAACGUGUCUAUCCACGAUGAGGGGAGAUACUUCUGUCAGCUCUACACUGACCCCCCACAGGAGGCGUAUACAACAAUCACUGUGCUUAUUCCACCAAACAACUUGGUGAUUGAUGUGCAGAAGGACACAUAUGUAGAAGGAGAAGAAGUGGAGAUGAAUUGCACAGCUAUGGCCAGCAAACCAGCAGCAGUAAUACGCUGGUUAAAGGGAAAUCAAGAGUUGGAAGGCGGAAAGACAGAAGUGGAGGCCGUGGACAAUAAGAUGUUCAGAGUUCGCAGUCAAAUAUCAGUCACCGUUCUUCGAGAAGAUGAUGAAGUCCCCUUUGUGUGUCUUGUUGACCAUCCAGCUGUGAAGGACCUGGAGACUCGGCAGUACAUUGAUGUGCAGUAUAAACCAAAGGUGGAAGUGUCAGUGGUUUAUCCACAGGGUCUUACAAGGGAAGGGGAGCCUCUGGAGCUGUUCUGCAGAGCAGUUGGUAAACCCAGACCAGAGAAAGUGACGUGGGUGAGAGUAGACGAUGAACUUCCUGACCAUGUCCUCAUAGAGGAUGAGAAGCUCUACAUCAGCAGCCUAAACAAAACAGACAAUGGCACGUACAGGUGCGAGGCCUCGAACAGUGUGGGCAGCUCGACAGGCGAUUACACACUCUAUGUGUAUGAUCCCCCCACCACCCCCCCACCACCCACAACAACCACCACUACCACCACAACUACCACACCCUCCACCACCCCAGACGCAAGUGCAACGACAGAGCCUGCAGUUCACGAUACCCGGGCAGCAGAAGAGGGCCCUCUAGGUGUAGACCAUGCCGUAAUUGGGGGAGUUGUUGCUGUUGUUGUCUUUGCUAUGCUUUGCCUUCUUAUCAUCUUGGGACGCUACUUUGCUCGACAUAAAGGAACAUACUUCACCCAUGAAGCCAAAGGAGCUGAUGACGCAGCAGACGCAGAUACUGCAAUCAUCAAUGCAGAGGGUGGGCAGAACAGCUGUGAAGAAAAGAAGGAAUAUUUUAUCUAGCCUGGCCUUGUUGAAGGGUGUGAGCUCGAUUCAGACUCACCACCCUAAGGGAGAAGGACCUUCCAACGUCUUGCGUUUUUUUUUAUCAUUUGGUUUCGGAGCGGAUGGAGGAGCGGGGGACCCAUCUGGUAUAAAGUGAUUGCCCCACAACACUCUCUGCUUUUAUUGUUUGCCACUUUCCUUUCAUGGGAAUAACAGGAGCUUGAAAUGUUUGUUUUUAUUUUGUGGGGGUGGGGGGUGGGGUAGGGUUGCAAGUAAAAUAUGGAUUCCGGGCUCCUCAGUGCAGGAGGAUACUGUAUGCAGAACUUUCUGUACCCAUAUCUCACAGGCUCCUCGUUCACUGAAGAGGCAUAUUUAUCAUCUGCAGACAAUUUGGUGCCUUGCUUGUUUUUUAUUUCACUUUCCCGAGAAGUUAUUGUUGUGUUCCCGGCUGGUUUUCGUGUCACUUCCUGCUGGGGUGCUUUAUACUCUGUCUUGUGCCAUUUCCUUCUAAGUUUUCUCUUAUGUUUGUCUGUGUUAUUACACUUCCCAUUGGGGCUGCUUUUUACAUAUCAUGUAACUGGGGCCAUGUAGCUGUCCUUUAGGUUUUUGUCCAUAUGCUUGAGCAUUGCUGUUUUUAUAAGAGCUCUUCCCUGUGAAAAUCAAACUGUUAGUCCAUUCCUACCCUCCUGUUCCCUAAUCCGCCUGUCCUCAUGUCACCUCCUACAGGGACUGUCCACAUCAUACAGUUUUUCCAGUGUCUAAUUCCUAUUCAUGUUGUGCAAUGCCUUUUGUCUGAUCCAUUCUCAUAGUGUUUAUUGUGCUUGUCUCUGCUUUUUGGAUAUCAAGCGUGUGAUACAGAAGAGUCAUUCUGCUCUUCUCUGGGAAGUGAAUUUUGACUCGCUUAAGUAACAAAGUAGAGCUUAAAAAAGAGAGACUUUACAGAACCAACUGCACUACAAGCAUGAGGAAGCUCCAACAACUCCAUCCCCCACCCCAUCUCGGACAGUUGGUGGAAAUACAAGCGGAUGUGCCUUUUUAUUCACAAGUGAACAAGCUGGAGGAAAAAGAGGGGUGUACAUGGGGAAAAAUUCCUUCUGCUCUGAAAAGUCAAAUUGAAAAUACUUUCAACACUCAAACAAAAAGCCCUUCUACUUCCCAUCUCUGUCUGUUCCGCUUUUCUACCUCCUUUACCCUUUUAGCCUUUUCUUUUGCUUCCAUGCCUUGUCACUGCAAGUUAUGGUGUUUUUUCUCUAUUCUCCCGCAUUCCUCACCUCAUUCUUUUCUUCCACACAAAUCUUCCUCCCUCUCUCUCUCUCAGUGCUGUGUCUUAGUACGGGGCUGUGAUGCCCACCACAAUGUUUCUACAGUAUGAAUGGACAACUGUACCCUCCUGCCAUUUUGUUGGAAAUAUAUGGUAGUAAAUGUGUGCAGUACCACCAACUGUGAAGCAGAGACACAUUCAACUCUUCUCGAAACUCUACUAAGAGCAGCCUGUAUUAUAUAAUCUGUAAUAUUAUUGUGUUGUCUGAAGGGUUCAGUCUAAGGUUGUUAAAGUGUAAAACAAUGAGAUGUCAUUGCUGCUAUAGAAGGUGUUAGCAGGGUAAGUGCGUUGCUUUCUUGUCAAUCCCACUGUAUAUUGCUGAGUAGAGCUGCACCUAUAUUGUCUUACAAAAUUUGAAAUGUAGGGGUUAUUUUUAAGAUGGCUGCUGAGCUGACUCAUAUGUUUUCUGUUGUGUACAUGUUAAGAAAGAAUGAAGAUUUAAAAAAAAAAAAAAUGUAAAAAAAAAAGGUAUUUUAAGGUCAAAUUCCCACAAUCCUAGGUAGCAAUGUGCUGGUAGAGUACCAUAGCUUGACCCAUCAACUAUAUGUGUGUAUGUGUUCACCAUCACAGGAGCCAUUUUCAUUUCAAUGCUUACCUUCCCCAUCAAUCUUCUGACUUCAACCCAUAUAUCUAACACACAGGGACUCGCACUAGAACGAGUUAUACUUUACAUAGGCCUAAGUGUAAGCAGAGUGGAGAAACUCUCUACGAGCUAGUCUAGGGGUGAUUCACAAUGUAUCUUGACUCAAUAUAGCCUUCCAGAUUUUCACUUUACUAGAAUUGCAUCCCAGCUGGAGAAAGAUGGAAAACUUAACCCAUAUGAAGUUUUCCUUCUCCAGCUGAGAUUCAAUUUUCUUUUUUUGGUGGAAAGAAAUAUUCAAGGUGGUACAAAGCUGAGAUACAGUCAUGUGAAGAAGCCAAGACACUCACUCUCAUGUGACCAAUUCAUGCUUAUAGCUCGUGUCCUAAACAUUUUAGUAUAUAUCUUUUAAUGGCCACCAUUGGCUUGUUCAUUUUAAAGCUGAAAUUUGUAUUCUUAAAUUGUUAUCCUAUACAAUCAAGAACAUAGGAAACGUCUUUUGUUUUAACUUUUUUUGCUUUUGUUUUUACGAAUUGUUAUUUUUUUUUGUUUCAAUUUUUUUUUUACCUAAAAAUUGGUGCAAUGAGUCGAUAUUAAUUUCAAAGUGAAGAUUUUAUUUUAUCGGGAAGUGUUUAUUGGGAAGCAGAUGGAGGUUACAGAAGUGAUCUUUACUAUUGAGGUGUUUUGAUUGCAUUCACUGUUUUCUAGAUAUUUGUAUGUUUCGAAGGGGAAAAAUAUUAUGUACGUAACAUUCUUCAAAUGGCUGUGAAUGAGUCAAAGUUUUACCUCGGGUUGGGGUUUCUAUUCUAUUUUUAAACCCUUUCCUGUGAAUUUUCAGGCGAUCACACUUGAUGUUUGCUUGAGGCUAUGUUUGGUAACAUGAGCUGCAAUACAAAAAUGGCACUUUUUUCCCAGUGAAAGUGUGCACAAAUAUGCCAUAAUCCUUGCUUCAGGGCAUUUGUAAAAGCAGCAGCAUUGACCUGAAUAGACGUUUUCACCCCUUCUGUAAAAAAGAAAUAAAAAAAUAAAAAAAAUAAUAUAAAUAUAUAUAUAUAUAUAUAUAUAUAUAUAUAUAUAUAUAUAUAUAUAUAUAUAUAUAUAAAUAAAAUAUGUGCAUAACCUUUCUGUUGCCGACACACAGACUGAUUAUUGGCUAUUACUCUUAUCUUUAAUUUAUUUUAUUUUGGCCUGCAGAAAAAACAUAUAGAUAUAGACAUUAUUAUGAUUUAUUUUAUUUUUAUCUUUUAGAUUAAAACUUCAAAAAAGAAUUGUCCCCAACUCCGACUCAUCCAUAAACAUUGAAAGUUUUACAUAAGGAAAAUUUAUGUAUUUCUGGUAACUGAAAUUUGGUUUUGAUGUUAUUCCUUUACAAAUCAGCAUCACUGUGUAUACAUAAUCCACUGAACUGAAAUAUCUAUUGACGCUGUAGUUACGUUAACAUAUCAGUUUGGAUAUAAAAUGUUAAUUUCGUUACCAUGAAACAGUAAAGCCCCCAACAAGAAUUUUUUUCAACAACUGUGCCUGGGGCAAUUAUGGACAAAAAUUACAAUUUCUAGCGUGUUAUUGUGUUCUUACCAUUACAGAAACUAUUUUUCUUCUGUACGUUUCCUUUGAUAAAAUUGUUAUUAUUAAUCCUUGAAAAUAAUGAAAAUAUUGUUUCCUAUUUUUCUUGUUGUGUGAAGUGUAUUGUUUGAAUAUACUGUACCUGGACUCCUCUACAGUUAUCUGUCCGUGUUGUGCCAUUGUUUGGCUGUCUGACCUUUACCCCCCCAUCCUUCCUCCGCUCCCAUAGCAGGAUAUCACAGGGUCUUAACUUUUUACUGGCAAUUCAUUUUAUUAGAGCUUUGUCAAGUUUUCCAGCCUUCUACGUCUUUUUACAAACAGGCCAUGGCUCAUGCUCCCAAAGUUCUCAGAAUGUGAUACUUAACAUGGGAGUGUGGGGAAGGUACAAAAUGGACAUUCCUCAUGCUGGCUGGUUUUAGGGCAGAUUGUAAGUCUAUUUGGCAGUAGAUAUUUUUACCUGUGUAAGCUCUCGUGUUUACGCUCCCCCUUUUUGCGGCUCCUGGAGUUUUUGUUCUUUGUGAGCACCCGUUUUUUCGCUUCUGCUUGUCUCAGGUCCCUGUGUUCCCACCCUUGUCUGUUCUGUCUCAGGUAGGCUGCUAAACCUUAGCCCCCACAUUGGAAAAUGAAACAAAACCAACCACAUUAUGGAUAGAUAAAUAUUCAUUCCUUUUUUUUUAUUUUAUUUUUUUAUUUUUUUUAUUAUUAUUUUUUGGUUUUUAGUUGUAUGAUUUCUGUAUUUUUUUUUUUAAUAUACGGUACACUGUUUGAAAUGUAUUGUUGAGUAUUACUUUGUAAGAAAAUGACAAUAAAAUGUAAAAUUAU